Molecule: messenger RNA, 969 nt
Organism: Notolabrus celidotus (New Zealand spotty)
Lineage: Eukaryota; Metazoa; Chordata; Actinopteri; Labriformes; Labridae
Product: olfactory receptor 11A1-like
Exons: 2
Coding region: 1-969 (322 amino acids)
Biological process (GO): G protein-coupled receptor signaling pathway
Cellular component (GO): membrane
Molecular function (GO): G protein-coupled receptor activity; olfactory receptor activity
Source: RefSeq, a predicted model, not a curated record
AUGGAUGAAGACUGGAAUGAAACAUUGAAUAUACCCUUUAUAACUCUUGGUGGGUAUGUGGAAAUGGAAAAGUACAGAUAUCUGUAUUUGGUGGUUAUUUUCACAGUUUAUAUUCUGAUAAUCUGCUUUAAUUCAACUAUUGUAUGCCUGAUUGUGAAACAUCAAAACCUUCAUGAACCUAUGUAUGUUUUCAUUGCAGCUCUGCUAAUUAACUCUGUAUUUUACAGCACCAUUACAUACCCAAAGCUUCUGGUUGAUAUUUUAUCUGAGAAACAGGUCAUAUCUCAUUCAAUGUGUCACUUUCAAUUUUUCAUGUUGUACUCUUCCGGUGGGUCAGAGUUCUUACUGUUGGCAGCCAUGGCCUACGACAGAUAUGUCUCUAUAUGUAAACCUCUGCAACAUCCAAUCAUUAUGAACAAAACCACUAUUAUUAUUUUUUUAGUUUUGGCCUGGCUUCUGCCUUCCUUGCAGUUUGCAGCACACGCUGCAUUGAGUUCAUACAGAAAAAUCUGUGGCUUCACUUUGAUAGGAAUCUUUUGCAACAACUCUGUUUUCAAGCUUCACUGUGUGAGCUCAAGAGUGAUUACUUUCUAUGGUGUUAUACUUUUUCUUAACCUUGGCAUUUUUCCUCUGCUCUACAUUAUUUUCACAUACACAAAGAUAUGUGUUGUAUCCUAUAGAAGUUGUAGGGAAGUCAGGAGAAAAGCUGCACAGACCUGUCUACCACACCUGCUGGUUUUAAUCAACUUCUCCUUGCUGGUUGCGUAUGAUGUCAUUAUAGUUAGACUAGAAUCAUAUAUUCCAAAAACUGCACGUUUGAUAAUGACCUUACAACUGAUUUUAUAUCAUCCUCUCUUCAAUCCAAUCAUAUAUGGACUAAAAAUGAAAGAAAUUCAUAAACAUCUUAAAGGGUUGUUCGGUCGAAUCAUUGUCAAUCUAACAAAUGUUUCUACAUCAAGAGAAACUUAA